AUGCUCUUGUACCGUGAUAUUAUCUCUGACGACGAAUUGUUCUCUGAUGCUUAUCCCAUCAAGGAAAUUGAUGAUGUCGCUUUCGAAGUUGACUGUAAGAUGAUCACUAUCUCUGAUGGUGAUAUUGAUAUCGGUGCUAACCCUUCUGCUGAAGGAGGUGAUGAAGAUGUUGAUACCGUCAGUGAAACUGUCAACAACGUUGUCUAUUCUUUCCGUCUCUCCCCCACCAGUUUCGAUAAGAAGUCCUACAUGACCUACAUUAAGGGUUACAUGAAGGCUCUUAAGACUAAAUUGACCGAAACCAACCCCGACCGUGUUCCCAUUUUCGAAAAGAACGCCACUACUCUUGUCAAGAAGAUCUUGGCUAACUUCAAGGAUUAUGAAUUCUAUGUUGGUGAAUCCAUGAACCCUGAUGGUAUGGUUGCUUUGUUGAACUACCGUGAAGAUGGUAUCACCCCCUACUUCACUUUCUUCAAGGAUGGUCUUACUGAGCAAAAGCUUUAA
Molecule: messenger RNA, 504 nt
Organism: Cokeromyces recurvatus
Lineage: Eukaryota; Fungi; Mucoromycota; Mucoromycetes; Mucorales; Mucoraceae
Product: translationally controlled tumor protein
Exons: 3
Coding region: 1-504 (167 amino acids)
Cellular component (GO): cytoplasm
Molecular function (GO): calcium ion binding
Source: RefSeq, a predicted model, not a curated record